This is a messenger RNA of Patiria miniata (bat star), 5070 nucleotides long. RefSeq lists its product as uncharacterized. Gene Ontology annotation, biological process: cell surface receptor signaling pathway; G protein-coupled receptor signaling pathway. The transcript has 22 exons. The coding region runs from base 35 to 4834 and encodes 1599 amino acids. NCBI's taxonomy places the organism in Eukaryota, Metazoa, Echinodermata, Asteroidea, Valvatida, Asterinidae. Gene Ontology annotation, molecular function: G protein-coupled receptor activity. The record is from RefSeq and is a predicted model, not a curated record. Gene Ontology annotation, cellular component: membrane.
AAUUUGUUGCGUUCAUCUGAUCUAGGCGGACAAAAUGUUGCCUUUAUUGUUGUCUUUGGUCUUGUUAUUAGUGACCAACUUCCCGCGUGCACAGAGCAGCGUGUGUUCGUACUCGUGCCCGGUAUCACGUCAAACGAAGUGUGGUUGGUGGGGAUGGGACAGGUGCACAAAAUACAGAAGCAAAACUUGCUACAGAUGCUGCUCCGGUUGGUCGGGCUCUGGUUGCUAUACACCAAUAUGUAGCCCGUCAUGCUCUAAUGGAGGCACCUGCACCCGUCCCGACUACUGCAGCAGCUGCAACCGUGGCUACUACUCGCCCAGGUGUUAUCGCUGCACUUCCAUUGCAAACUGUGUGGAUGUGCACUGCAGCUCGUCCUAUAACCAGCAAUGCGCUAGUUGUGAUGGAGACUACGGAUCAACGCGUGGAGCAGCCUACAAAAGGUCGUCGGACAACCGACGUUGCAUAAAGCAAUGUUCAUGGAGGACCAACAGCAAUGCCUGUUACCCAGGCUACUGUGCGAAUGGCCAGUGCAGCUGCAGCAGUGGAUUCUCGGGACAAGACUGCAGAACAAUGGGGUCGAGUCAGGCACCAGUCAUAUCGGAGCGCCGUGCAUUUCUCAUCAAGGACAACAUGACACUGGAAUCCCCUGUCUUUCAAAACAGCACCAGCACCGUCUACACGGACGUGAUUGACUUCACUCGCAUCCGAGUCGUCUGGAAGGUCUCCUAUCAGCCAACUGGCCUUCCAAGCCGUCCUCCCUACAUAAGUUCCGUCAACCUAGGCGUAGCGUCUGCAACAACCUCGGUCACUGUGCGCACUGCUCAGGGUGUUGUGUUCAAUAUAGGAAGCUCCAAGAGCUGCUGGUCCUCAUCAUACAGUCCUCGAACGGACCUCUUACACUGUGAAUUCCAGGAGGAUAUAAGCUACAGAACCUGGACACCAUCCACUGGAGAUGUGAUAAGAUCUGACAUGGUGGCUUCAAGUGGUGGAAGGUUGAACCUCUACAAUCGUGACCGCUCGAACAGCAUCAUGUCACGCAACUACAACGGUGCAUCGGCAUCGGUGCGUGCUUCAGCAAGCUUCACGUUCGCCAUGAGUGGCGCCACACACUGUGUCCGUAGCAAUCACUGCCGCACCACAAUGCUGAACGUCGGGGAAAAAAUCAUCUCUGAGCCUGGGAUAACAGUGACAUGGGAGGGAUGGAGCGAUAGGCAUGCUGGCAUCAAGGAGUUCAGCCUAGAUGUGCGGCAAAUGUCGGGUACCGUUGGCGACGAGAUGACCGAAAUACUAGACACCCCUGCCGUCUACCAAGGGGUCUCUGAGAGUGGUCUGAGCAUCACCCUUCCUCAAGCUGGCGUUUAUUCCUUCGUACUUUCCGUGGUCGACAACCUCGACAACGUACGGCGAUGCAGGCGCUUCGUGUUCUUGGACAACGAUCCAGACGAUCUUACCGUCCGGACCGACUCCCCAAUGCGUGUCCAAGUAUUUUCCCAUGGAUGGGAAACACAAGGUGCGUGGCUCAACGAUAUAAAACCCGUCGGUAGUACCAAGCUGCUUCUGGACUGGCAGGGCCACUUCACCAACGAAAUGCAUCACUCACGAGGGCUCCUGAAACCCAUCGGCGUAUAUGCCAAUGGCAUCAUUGAUGCAGAUUACGACCAGAACUUUGGCAAGCGAGGCCGUGCAGGCGUCCCCAACGCCCUUGGAGUGAGGAAGUUCCGUGUCUUCAGCGACGUUGACCACAGCGGUGGCCGGACCAUUAACAAUGCGAGCGACGACAAAUCAGACCACUGGAAUCAUGUAGGCGUAUAUACAAAUGCAUUCGUUUUCAGGCGCCUAGUAGAUGGCGAUUCCAUUCGCCUCUGGGUGGAGGCCAGGGACAUCGCCGGUCACUAUGUGAGGGACAGUGUUUUGGUUCACGUCGACUCAUCUCCACCGGUGAUCGAAGACACGAAGAUAGCCGUCACUGAGUUUGCCAUAAGCGUACAUUUCAGGGCAUUCGACGAACACAGCGGUAUCAAAGCAAUUGACUGGUGGCUAUUUGACAACGAAACUAACUCGGUGGUGGAAUCCGGCCAUGAGGUGGUUGUUCCUCUUAACGUAACCGAGAAUAUCACCACUUGUGACCCGCCUGCCUGUCUGUGCACACCUCUCGGUGACUGCUACGCCACGGCACAAGCUUUCAAACCAACACUACCUGCUGGUAUCGAGGAGCGCGAUUUCUUCAUUGAAUUCUCCGUGACGAAUAACGCCGGACUUGCGAGAAAUGACACCAUCAAGCCUACUUUGACAGCAGAGAACGUGGGCACAUUCGCCGAAGCCCUUGUGAAAGACACCAACGACACUUCGUCCAUCGACGACAGUGCUGUGGUCUCCACGGCUGAUUUACUGGACAGUAUCGUCAACAUUCAGGACACUUCCGCCGAAUUGACAGAAAGUGUCGUGAUGGUCGUAAGCAACCUGUUGCAAGUAGACGACGACCAGCUCGGGGACACUGAUGCGGUGGCCCGAUCCUUGUCGCGCAUCGUCAGGUCUCUGUGCCGGCAAAUAUCCAAUGUUCUCGCCGCCGGUGGAAACGUCAGCUUCGAGACGAGAAGCCUGGCAGUCAGAGCGAUGGCCUUUCAUCCGCGGGACUUGGCAGACGGGCUGGGGUUUGCGGCUCUUGGGGGAGAGAGUGCUAUCGACUUAAUGACUGGCAUGCAAAUUGACGUUUAUGGUCCCGAUAGUGAGAUCCCCAUGGAGCAGGUAGUAGCAUCAGUGGAGCUUCCAGCGCAGAUAGCCGACAAAUUCUCAGGAGCUGACUCGAUCCCCGUGAGUUUCAUCAUGUACCAGAGCAGCAGACUGUUCCGAUCUCAGCUGACGAACGCUACUCCCACAUCGGGCGUUUCCAAGUUCAUCGACAGCCGGGUCAUCGCUGCCGCCGUAGAUUGCGCACUGAUCACAGAUUUGCCAGACGAUGCUCCGGUAGUCACAGCUUUCCUCCAGGAUAAAAUGAUGAAGGAUGAGGAUACUGAGUUGCAAACUACAGAGUGUGUGUUCUGGGAUUUCAGUCUCCGGGAUGGCAUCGGCGAGUGGUCGACCGAAGGCUGCCGAAGACGCCCCUCAGUUGGCGGGCGAACUGUCUGCCAUUGCAACCAUACCACCAAUUUUGCUGUACUCGUGAGCAUUUACGAGCCAAUAUCCAGUUUUGCCCUGGAUGUCUUCAGUAAAUUCGGGUGUGGUGUCUCCGUCGUAGCGCUGAUCAUCACCAUUUUCGUUUACAGUGCCAUAAGGUCCUUGAGAGCCUUGGAAGCCAGCCGCAUCCUCAUCAGCUUCUGCUUCUCCUUGCUGCUCCUGUAUCUUGUCUUCCUGGCCGGUGUUGAGAACACCUCCAACCGUGCUGGUUGCAUCACUGCCGCCGUCUUGAUGCACUACUUUGUGCUGACCUCCAUGGCCUGGAUGGGCGUGGAGGCUGCCAAUCUGUACCUCAAGCUGGUCAAGGUCUUCAAUUCGGACGUGCAGCACUUCAUGAUCAAGGCGUCAAUAGUCGCUUGGGGAGUCCCGAUGAUUGUUGUCAUCAUCAUUCUGGCGGUGGAUUAUACAGAAUAUGACAAUCAAGAUAGCUGUUUCCUGAAGGCUGGCCCUGCCUUUUACUUGGGUGAGUUCCUUUUCAUUGGCCUUGUGUUGCUCUUCAACCUCUUUGCCUUCGUGCUCGUCAUCCGAAAGUUGAUGAGCAGCGCCAGCAAAACCAAGGGCACGUCCGACGAAGGCCAGCUGGCAAAGAUCGCGUGGCGCCUGAAGAGUAUGGCUUCCGUGACGGUGCUGCUGGGGUUGACCUUGGCCUUCGGCUUGCUGUCUGUCAUCAAGGAGGCCAGUUUGGUAUUCCAGGUCUUAUUCUGCGUCUUCAACUCCCUGCUGGGCCUGCUCAUCUUCCUGCUGUUCGUCGUCUGGCCGGAGAAGGUCCGAGAAGGGGUGAGUAAUCUGGUCCGUAGAAGGCGGGAAGGAUUCCCGGAGAGUUCCACUUCCAGCAAUAGGCCAAUUUCGACCAGCAGGACAAGGAAACCAUCGGUAGGCCCCAGGAAUGAGGGCGCCAAGCGAGGGGAAGCUGACUCCAGCAUCUACGAAGUCAUUGAUAUACCCUGCCAAUCUAGCAAGAUGGUGACUUCCAAAGGUAAGGCACAGCGCGUUUACCAGGACCUGCUUACAACCAACGCCCAGUCUAACACGUCACAAGGUAAGAAAAUGAGCGUCUACCAGGACCUCAAUACGACCGAGGACCAAUCUAACAAGCGGAUGAAGCCGAAGGCCAAGACACAGAGGGAACCACCGGUUUUCUUCAGGAGUUAUUCAACCGGACAGAAGGAGGCCCCACUCUGCUACGAGAACACAGACAUCGCCAAUGUUAAGCCAAGCCUCAUGCAGUUCAAGAACAAGCCCACUGCAAGCGGAAAGACCAAGAAACCAAAAGCAGUACCGCUGAAGUUCAGAAAGGAUGCCAACCCACAGAGGGAAGCAUCACGCCACUACGAGGACAUCGAUGUUGCCAAUGAUGAGCCAAGCAGCACGAUGUCCAAGAAGAAGCCUACUACAAUGGGAAUUACCAAGAAGCCACCGGCGGUACCUGUCAGGUUCAGAAAGGAUGCUACCCCCCAGAGGGAAGCUUCACGCCACUACGAGAACAACGACAUUGUCAAGAAAAAGCCCACAUCAGGCGGCAAGACCAAGAAACCAUCUGUCACCUUCAGAAAUGAUGCCACCAAACAGGGACCAAUUUCCCACUCCUACGAAUCACCGUUGUCGUCUCAAUCUGAACCCUAUGAAGACAUGACCGUGGGCGAAAAUGAUUACAUGUAAUUGACUAAACUGUAUAGCGUACCCCCAUUAUGUGUCUAAGUGAUGAUACAAUUAUAUGCAUAUAUCAGGCAUACCCAGAAAGUUUACUUCUAUAUACCAAGAUUUACAUUAAUAAUACUCUACACAGCUUAAAUAUGAAACAAGAUGUAGCAUCGACAAAGCCUGAACAACACACUACAAUUGAUUAUCCCCAACAAUUAUGAAGUUGCAUACAUUAAUGUUCCGACACCUCUAUG